Molecule: messenger RNA, 2879 nt
Organism: Rubroshorea leprosula
Lineage: Eukaryota; Viridiplantae; Streptophyta; Magnoliopsida; Malvales; Dipterocarpaceae
Source: the annotation of a GenBank genome assembly
GUGAUUUGGUUCUGUCUGCUAAUAAAUUUAAACAAUUUCAUUCUCCAUGUCACUGGCUUUUUAAUAGGCACUGACUCUCAGGAUGAGAUUUUGGCUGGGGGAUGUUAUUGUAUAAGUACUCUUGCUGGUUAUUUGUGGAUUAAUCUUGACAUCUCUGCUAAAGAAAGUGUAGCGAAUUUAUUGAUGGUUCCUGUGCAUGUCUGGUGUUUGCAAGACAUGUUAAAUCAUUAUGACUGAGUAAAUGAUUGAAUGGAUCAAUAAACUGGAUGGGCUGGUUGCAACUUGAAACCACUUUGUUUUGUGUUGUCUGAUCCAAAGUUCUUGAAGUUUUUGUGUCUUGAUUAUAGCAUAUAUGUGUAUUCGAAUGGUACCUUACUACCUUUGUUUGCAUCAUCUCCACACAAAUACAUUUUAACAAGUCAGACAUUGUAGACUGGUGUGAUAACCUUAACUCAAGAAGUUUAAUGGAACACUUCUUUUGCAUUUUUGUGGCAAAAUCUACCUCCUUGACCAUUGCUAAUCGUUCUUUCAUUGUAUUUCACCUGGUUGGUUCUUUCCUGUUGCCUUGUUGUGUCUUAUGCUUGCUGAGAAAUUUUAAGCCAGAGAUAGACAAGAUAGCUGCCUUAUCACCAUUGGAGCCACUGUCAAAUCUGGCCAGAGACCAAGAAGGGAAGCUAGGCACGUGGGGAAUUUCUAGAGGACUAAUUUCCAGUUUGUCUGAGAGUUCAUGGAAUUCAGUGGAUCACCAUCCAAAAUCUUGGACCAACACCAAUUUGAUCCAGCAUGAAAGCAGUCUGUUCUCUAGCUCAUUGUCAGAAAUAUUUAGUAGAAAGCUGCAAUUAUUGAGGAAUGAUGCUCCAACUCUUCUACCUAGCUUUAAGGUUGGUUCAGACCAUGAGGAAGAACCUUUAGAAUCCCUUGAAGAAAUUGAGGUGCAGGCCAUUGGAAAUCUCCUUCCUGACGAAGAUGAUCUUUUUUCUGGAGUAAUGGGACUUGAUACUCCUGCCAAUAGGGAUGAUGAAUUAGAGGAUUUUGACCUAUUUAGCAGUGGUGGGGGCGUGGAAUCGGAAGGUGAUGAUCGUUUAGGUGUGGGUCAAGGAAACUUAGAUAUUGUAGGAGCAUCUAAUGGUUCAAUUGUUGGUGGACACCCUUCUAGAACACUUUUUGUGAGAAACAUAAACAGUAAUGUUGAAGAUUCUAAACUCAAGGCACUUUUUGAGCAAUAUGGAGAUAUCCGUGCUCUCUAUACAGCCUGCAAGCAUCGUGGUUUUGCCACGAUUUCUUAUUAUGAUAUAAGGGCAGCCCAAAAUGCAACAAGAGCUCUCCAAAAUAAGCCAUUGAGGCAUAGGAAACUAGAUAUACAUUAUUCUAUUCCAAAGGUUGUCAUUGCUGUUACUAGCUUCAUUUAUUUGGGAACGCUGGUGGUUUUCAAUCUUGAUGCCUCUGUUUCAACCAAUUGGCUUCAACAAAUUUUUGGUAUUUUUGGAGAAAUUAAAAUCAAUGAGAUUUCACCUGAGCAAAAUCACAAAUUCAUUGAGUUUUAUGAUGUUAGAGCUGCUGAAGCUGCUCUUUGUGCAUUGAAUAGGUGUGACAUUGCUGGGAAGCAGAUCGAAAUUGAACCAAGUCCUCCAGGGGGUCUUUUUAAUAGGGAGAUGAGAGCUAUACGCUGUUUUCUAGUUCUGGGCCUGGAUGUGGAAAGUUUUAUGCAACUUUCGGACCAAGGGCAAGAUGAAUCUAGUAAUCUCUGUCAAAGUUCUUUGGAUGACUCGAUGGCAAGACACGUGGCUGGGGUAAGUGCAUCUGGCUACAUGGAUAAUGGAUCCAGCCCGAUAUUACAGAAUGUUAUACGGUCACCUGUGAAUACAUUUAUUGGACCUAGUCAAAGUUCUAGUGUUCCAAUCAACUUGUCCUCUCCUGCAAGAGUGGCAUCUGUUAACAACCAAUUUAACCUUCGGGAGCCAAACCACACUCUAGAUGUGAUUAAGUUCCAGAACCAGUGCAUUACAAGUUUCCAUCCCCAAUCCUUUCCUGAGUAUCAUGAUAAUUUAGGCAAAAGCCUUCCAUCUAACUCCUCAAGCACCAUUCCGGACAUGGUUAGCAGUUUUGUUUCCCAAAUGACUGAUGAACUUGAUAAUAGGAGCAUUCAUGGAGUGAGCACAAAUGGGCACUCAAUAGAACCUAAUGAAGGGGAGAACUCAACUGCUAGUAUUCUUUUAAGGUGUUCAGUUGACUUGUUAGCUAAUUCAUUCGCUCUAGUUUUUGGAUCAUCUGGUAAUGGAAGCUGUUUGCUUCAUGGAAAUCGUUAUGCGUGGAACUACUCCAACUCACAUCAGCAGCAGCCUUCAAGUGGCAGGAUUUGGCCCAAUUCGCCCUCUUUUGUUAAUGGUGUUCAGCAUAUGCCUGCAUUUCCUAGGGUACCUCCUGUUAUGUUGAAUGCAGCAUCACCUGUACACCACCACAUUGAGUCGGCACCACCAGUUAAUUCACCAUUACGGACAGGUGACAUGCCUAUGCUGGGAAAUCUCCUGACACCUCCAGUUUUCACUUAGGAUCUCUAGGGAAUGUUGGAUUUCCUGGUAGUUCUCCAUCACACACUGUGGAAAUUGCUUCUCACAACAUUUUCUCACGUGCUGGUGGAAACAAUGGUGUGGUAUACUCUCCUCAGCAAAUGUGUCACCUUUUCCCUGGAAGAAACCUUGUGAUAUCCAUGCCAGGUUCUUUUGAGUCUCCCAAUGAACGUGUGAGAAAUUUCUCGCACCAUAGAAAUGAAUUGAAUUUUAAUAAUGCUGAUAAGAAACAAUAUGAACUUGACAUUGACUGCAUCAUACACGGGGAAGACAGCAGAACAACAACGCUGAUGAUAAAGAACAUUCCAAACA